Cercocebus atys (sooty mangabey) is the source of this 2987-nucleotide messenger RNA. RefSeq names its product zinc finger protein 778 (gene ZNF778). Gene Ontology annotation, biological process: regulation of transcription by RNA polymerase II. Bases 331 to 2601 code for a protein of 756 amino acids. Lineage: Eukaryota; Metazoa; Chordata; Mammalia; Primates; Cercopithecidae. The transcript is spliced from 7 exons. The record is from RefSeq and is a predicted model, not a curated record. Gene Ontology annotation, molecular function: DNA-binding transcription factor activity, RNA polymerase II-specific; RNA polymerase II cis-regulatory region sequence-specific DNA binding.
UCCUGUGCGACGGCUGCGCCCGUUCUCGGGGCAGACCGUCCCGGCGCCGCAGAGCUUCGCACGUGUCCCGGGGCCGUCCGCGGGGGACCUGGCCCGGGAGUGGUCGCCCGCCCGCCCCGCGCCCCCGGCACCGCUUCUAGAAAGGAAAGUCGCCGCCGCUCGCGGUGGACCCGGGCCGCGCCUCCAGUCCGCGGAGCUGGAAAUAGGGAUCCAGCCAUCCCUGGGUCAGGAGGGAUAGAGACUGCACCAUCCACACAGAUUCACAGGCCGUCCUGUAGUGGCCUUGGCUUCAGGAAAGGAGCAUUCAGACGCUUCCGUCAGCCUCCCAGGAUGGCAGCCCCUGACCUAGCCCGCGGAGGUCAUGUUUCUAGGGACUCAAUCUGCCUUCAUGAAGAACAGACACAGGCAGCAGGGAUGGUGGCUGGCUGGCUGAUAAAUUGUUAUCAGGACUCAGUGACCUUUGACGACGUGGCUGUGGACUUCACCCAGGAGGAAUGGACUUUACUGGACCCGUCUCAGAGAGACCUCUACAGAGACGUGAUGCUGGAAAACUACGAGAACCUGGCCUCCGUAGGACAUGACCUGUUCAAACCCAGUGUGAUCUGUUGGCUGGAAGAGGAGUUGAGGGCAGAGCAGAGAGGAGUUCUCCAAGAAUGGCGACUUAAAACCAAAGGGCCAGCACUUCGGCAGGAUAGAUCUUGGUUGAGAACAUCAAAUGAGACACAAACGCAGGCAAGAAGCCACAAUGGAGGGCAGCUCUGUGACCGCACGCAGUGUGGAGAAGCUGUCAGUGAACACUCAGGCCUCAGCACACACGUGAGAACUCAAAAUACAGGAGACAGUUGUGUGUCUAAUCAUUAUGAAAAAGACUUUUUUAUUCCAUGCCAGAAAACUUGGUUCAAAAUUGGAGAGCAGUUUUCUGUGUUGGAUCAGUGUGGAAAAGCCUUUAGCCCUACUCCAAAUGUUGUUUACCAACAAACAUGCACUCGGGACAAACCUCUUGACUGCAGUGACUGUGGGGAAGCAGUCCUUAAUCAGUCAUACCUUCAGGCACGUGUGGGAACUCACAGUGGAGAAGGAACAUGGAACUGGAAGCAGUGUGGGAAGGCUCUCACUCACUCCACAGGCUGUGCCACGCCUGUUGAAAUGCAUGCUGUCAGGAACCCCCACAUAUGUAGGGAAUGUGGGAAGGCCUUUAGACACACUGCCUACCUUACUAGUCACAUGCGAGUCCACACUGGGGAGAAGCCCUGUGAGUUGGAAGAAUGUGGAAAAGUCUCCCCUCUUGCUUCCGGCCUAACUACACUUGUAAGAAUUGAUGCUGCAGAGAAGCCCUGUGAAUGUAACGAAUGUGGAAAAACCUUCACUGGAUGCUCAGGUCUUUCUAAACACGUCCAAACAUGCCCUGGAAAGCAGCUCUCUGAAUGGAGGGACUGUGGGAAAGCCUGCAGUGGGUUUUAUCUACUGAAUGAACAUGUGAAAACUCGCAUGAGGGAGAAGCCUUUUGCAUGUAUGGUUUGCGGAAAAUAUUUUAGAAAUUCCUCCUGCCUUAAUAAUCAUGUUCGAAUUCACACUGGAAUAAAACCCUAUACAUGUAGCUACUGUGGGAAGGCCUUCACCGUGCGCUGUGGCCUUACUAGACACGUACGAACACACACGGGCGAGAAGCCAUACACGUGUAAGGACUGUGGGAAAGCUUUCUGUACGUCUUCAGGCCUUACCGAGCACGUAAGGACUCACACUGGAGAGAAACCCUAUGAAUGUAAAGAUUGUGGGAAAUCCUUCACUGUUUCUUCAAGCCUGACUGAACAUGCGAGAAUCCAUACUGGAGAGAAACCCUACGAAUGUAAGCAAUGUGGCAAAGCCUUCACGGGGCGCUCAGGGCUCACUAAACACACGCGGACACACACCGGGGAGAAGCCCUAUGAAUGUAAGGACUGCGGGAAAGCCUACAAUAGGGUUUAUCUACUAAAUGAACAUGUGAAAACUCACACAGAGGAGAAGCCUUUUAUAUGUAUGAUAUGCGGGAAAUCCUUCAGAAAUUCCUCAUGCCUGAAUAAGCACAUUCAGAUUCACACUGGAAUAAAACCUUAUGAAUGUAAGGACUGUGGGAAAACGUUCACUGUUUCUUCGAGCCUAACUGAGCACAUACGAACUCACACUGGAGAGAAGCCUUAUGAAUGUAGAGUAUGCGGAAAGGCCUUCACCACGUCCUCACACCUUGUCGUGCACAUAAGAACCCACACUGGAGAGAAACCCUACAUAUGUAAGGAGUGUGGGAAAGCCUUUGCUUCCUCCUCACACCUUAUCGAACACAGACGGACUCACACAGGAGAGAAACCUUAUGUAUGUAACGAGUGUGGAAAAGCCUUCCGUGCCUCCUCUCACCUGCGUAAACAUGGAAGAAUCCACACUGGGCAGAAACCCUAUAAAUGCAAGGAAUGCGGGAAAGCAUACAGUAGGUUUUAUCUACUAAAAGAACAUUUAAAAACUUACACUGAAGAGCAGCUUUUUGUAUGUAAGGACUGUGGAAAAUCUUUUAAAAAUUCCUCAUGCCUUAACCAUCACACUCAAAUUCACACUGAUGAGAAACCUUACUAAUGUGAGGAAUGUGGGGAAGCCGUCAGCUACACUCAUUCACGUGGAAGACAUGAAAGACCUCUCGCUCUCCAGAUGCCCAUCACUUGAGGAGUGUGGCCAUCAGCAUCGCAUCACAACCCGGCAGGCAGGAACUCAGCCUGGAGCCCUACAGCAGCAGACGCAGAGAAAGCCCUCACUGUGCUCUCGGGUCUUGCUAAAUAUGGAAGGUAUCCAGUGGAGAGAACCUUAUUGACAUGUGAUAUGUAGCAGCGUUGUUGCUGUUCUGCUCGGUACUUUGAUGAUCCCUCGUGAUCUCACAGUGGAGAAAAACCUUAGGAGGGUGAGAAUUGUUGGGAAGUCAUUCUUUACAUGACAUCCAUCCUCAAUCUUUAGUAAACGAGGGAUUG